Molecule: messenger RNA, 3068 nt
Organism: Bombus terrestris (buff-tailed bumblebee)
Lineage: Eukaryota; Metazoa; Arthropoda; Insecta; Hymenoptera; Apidae
Product: CB1 cannabinoid receptor-interacting protein 1
Exons: 2
Coding region: 230-730 (166 amino acids)
Biological process (GO): negative regulation of signaling receptor activity
Cellular component (GO): plasma membrane
Molecular function (GO): type 1 cannabinoid receptor binding
Source: RefSeq, a predicted model, not a curated record
CCACCGUGCACGUUGCACCGUUCGUUUGUCCUGUUGCGGCGUUCUUUCGAAGUACGCCAAUUUUACAAGAGUUCUGCCUUUCAAAUUUUCAAAAAAGAUCUUGCUUCUUUUUUUUCAAUUGUAUCACGCGCACAGUCAUAUCGCGUGAUUUAAAUUUAAGCAUCGAUCGUUCAAAAGACGUUGCACUGUAUCUUUUUAUCUUCCCUCCAAAGUUAAAUUAUGGUGAUAGAUGGGUGCUGAUGGACAUUUUCGAGUGACCUUGUCCCUAAGGCGCGAACCGGCCGCAGGUCCAGUUUAUUGUAAAAUGGAGACAUCGGCGAGAUUUCGACAGCUGAAGACAGUGAAACUGAGCUGCGAAGCCACGUAUCGGUUGGACAUCAGCUUCAAACCUCCGCAAUUAUUAGAGUCCCUAAGCAUAGGAGGGAAACAAGUGGAAACGAUUGAACGUGCACGGGACGGGACAGCCUGUGCUUACAGUGCUUAUCAUAGCACAAAGGGUAUACCGGCGAGUGCUCGUGGGCAUCGUGAAGAAUUGCCAAUAGCCAUGCGUGUCUUCGGUUCCGGUUACUUGACUACUUGUCUGCAGAUCAAAUACUACCGCCAAGACGAUCAGAGCCACUGUGAAUGGGGUGCCAGGUUACAUUGUAUCGAAUUGGACUGUUCGAGCGUGGAAGGCAGAUUAGUUACGGUAGACAGGGAAACAUAUAGAAAACUUGGCAUAGAAUCCUAGCAAUCGAUGGGUGUUAAUGUCAUGAAAGCCAUCACAUAGAGAAAGUGGCUGAUAUUUAUUUCUUAUCGCUUGUCGAUUGUGAUUGGCUCAUUUCCGAUUGAAACAACAUUAAAAUCGCUUGACCAAUAAAAAGGUCAGAGUACAGGUGGCGGGUUUCUGUUUGGAACUUGAACAGCACAGCUUAGGAUUUGAAUCGUAUAAUAGGAAAUUUUUGGCUACUUUAGCACGUUAAGAAGCUUGACGUGUGAACAUAAUAAAAUAAGGUGAACAUUUUCGACAAUUUCCGUGGUAUUGAUCGGCGAAAGAAAAGUGGAGAAUAACUAUCUUUCUGUAUGGUAUCAAUCAGAUUUUUCAAGAAGGAAAACGUAAAUAUCUGCUAAUGAGGAAAAAAACAUUAUAACGAUUCCUUUUGGUCCCUUAACGACUAGAUAUGUAAUUAUCAAACGGUGGAUCCGUUUCAUUAACGUAAUCCAAAUGUAAUUUCAUUCUCCUAUUUUUCUAUAUCGAGAGACGUGUUUGUAUAUACGUACAUAUAUGUAUAUCAGGAACAUUCAUGUAUAUAUAAUGAUUGUUAUAAAGUGAUAUAGAAAAUAGAGGUAAUGCUACGAACAUAAGUGUAUUUUGUUUAACCUAAAUAUGGAACGAUGUAUUUUAGAAUUAUAUUUAACGCUUUAUUACCAUAGAGAUACAAAGAUGGAGUACCUGACUCAUGUUACCGUGUAAGUGGAUACGAUAUGUCUAUAGAAAGAGAACGCUGCAUAGACUUCUGCUUUGUAUCUAUGUCCUCUAAUUAAGUAUGCACACGACGCUGCUCGUUGAUCGGUGUUGCUUUACGCUUACUUAUUUACUGUCCGAAUGAGCAUGUGUCAAACAAAUCAGAAAAGAUUUUUAUAUAGCGUUCUCUUUCUAUUGCUAUAUUAUUUUCUCAGCUCGCUCACGGACUUUGUUUUUAUAUCUCUAUGAUUAUUACGAACUAUAAUCUUUUUAACGAAUCGUAAUCGUUAAGGAAUCGAUUGGGAAAAUAUUUGAUCUAUCGACAGUCUAAAUUGUUAUCGAAUCGUAAUCUCGCAAUAUUUUUACGAUAUACAUAACGUAUCAGGAAUUAAGCACUCCAUGCCUAGCGACCAAUAGUAUAUGUAUAUGUAUAUUUAAUCUGUCUAUUGAAAAAAUAAUUGCAAAAAGUAAAUAAAUUUGAAGAUUUCCAUUAUGCUACACAUUAUACAAACAUACAAGUAAUAUAAUAUAAAAUACUUGCUAGUAUAGAUAUUAUAUGUAUACUAAUACGUAAAAAAAAUGGUUAUUUGAAUAUAAUAUGUUGACAUUUAUAAUAAUAAAAUUAUAAACCGUUCGAAUAUAAAUUCAUUGUUCAGUAUUAUUUAAAUUUAAAACAUAUAAAAAAAUGCGCAGACCAAACGAAAAUAUAUUGUCACACUAUUACGAAUAUAAUGAAAGUUUAAUGUAAUUUACGAGCUAUAUAUAUCGUUAAUUGAUUACGAAUUGUUUUAAAAAACUUAACUUCUUUCAUUUGUCUGCUAUAUUUCAUUGUAAAAGAAAUAUUAUACAAUUCAAUGUGCUUAAAUACGAAACUUACUUAAAGCAAUAUGAUGAUAACUAUUGUAUUAUUUAAGGCACGUUUAAUUAAGUUUACAGCAUAAUUAUAAUACCAAUUAUUAUACUUAUACCUAUUGUGUUCCAUGAUCUUCACAACUUUUUUUUUUAUUCGAAUAACUUGAUACGUUCCAGAGUAAAAUCGAGAAGAAUUAUAAAAAUUAUAUUUUUUUACACACGUGUAAUUUUGCUACAGUUGUUAUUCUUUAUUGUUUAUGUAGUUUCGUUACUGUCAUGUAACUUUUGUUUCAAUUAUAUAAAUUUUGAUUUAUGUGAUGUUAAAGCUUCAUUGUUUAAAUUUUCGCACAAUAUUAGAUGCAUCGUUAUGUUAAUAUUAUAUUAACUCAAAUAUUCGUAAUCAAAAACAAACGAAUAUGAAAUCUUUAAUUAUAAAUGCUAAUUUACAAAUGGUGUAUAUCCAUACAUAUACAUAUGUAUGUAUACCUUAGUGUAUAAUUAUACACACAUAUUUGCAUAACCAUACAAUGUCAUAAAUCAUAAAUUCUUAAUAAAAUAUUAAAUUCUGAUUACUAUACUUUUCUAAUUAUAGCACUGAUUCAUUGCAAAUUUUGGCAAUCAGCGAAAAUGACCAAACAGUGCCUCUCUAUACUUUGUGUAAAUGUAAACACAGAUUGUUCCUAUUCUUUAUUCACAUAAUUAGUUUUUUGUCUAAUGACACUGAUAUCUGUAUAUUUCAAAACCGACUGAAAUAAAUUAUUUAAUCCUUCAA